AGUGCGUGGCGCGUCAUUGAACAGAGACCAUGAUGGCGGCGCUCGGUGCACCAGAAGUGAUUUCACAGCUGGAAAGCGCUGCCAAAGUUUUAAUGGCACCGCCGUCCAUGGUCAGCACAGAACAGAGGCAGCACGCAGAGCACAUAUUUCUCUCCUUUCGCAAAUCCAAAUCACCCUUCGCUGUUUGUAAACACAUCCUUGAAACCAGUAAGGUGGACUAUGUGCUGUUCCAGGCUGCGACAGCCAUAAUGGAGGCUGUGGUCAGAGAAUGGAUCUUACUGGAGAAGAACAGUAUUGAGUCUCUUCGAACAUUCCUCCUUACCUACGUUUUACAGAGACCCAAUCUGCAAAAGUAUGUACGAGAACAGAUUUUGCUGGCAGUUGCAGUUAUAGUUAAACGUGGUUCAUUAGACAAAUCAAUCAACUGUAAAAGCAUCUUCCACGAGGUCAGCCAGCUUAUCAGCAGCGGCAAUCCUACAGUGCAAACACUGGCAUGCUCCAUCCUGACAGCCUUAUUAAAUGAGUUCUCCAGCUCGAAUAAAACUAGUAACAUUGGCCUCAGUAUGGAGUUCCAUGGCAGCUGCAAGCGGGUUUUUCAGGAGGACGACCUUAAGCAGAUCUUUGUACUCACCAUGGAGGUUUUGCAGGAGUUUAGUCGUAGGGAGAACCUCAAUGCCCAGAUGUCGUCUGUGUUCCAGCGUUACCUAGCUCUGGCCAAUCAAGUGCUCAGCUGGAACUUUCUGCCACCCAAUCUGGGCAGACACUACAUUGCCAUGUUUGAAGCCACCCAGAAUGUCAUGCUGAAGCCCACUGAGUCAUGGAGGGAAGCCCUGUUGGACCACAGAGUUAUGGACCUCUUCUUUACUGUGCACAGAAAGAUUCGUGAGGACUCCGACAUGGCCCAGGAUUCCCUGCAGUGUCUGGCCCAGCUGGCGUCUAUGCACGGGCCCAUCUUCCCUGAUGAGACUGCUCAGGUCACCUACUUGGCCCAUCUUGUGGAGGGGCUACUUAACAUGAUCAAUGGAAUUGAGAUUGAAGACUCUGAGGCUGUGGGCAUCUCAAACAUUAUCAAUAAUCUGAUUGCCACGUUUCCCCGGAAUGUUCUCACUGCUUUACCGAGUGAGCUCUUCUCCUCCUUCAUCAACUGCCUGACAUUGCUCACCUGUUCCUUUGGACGUAGUGCUGCCCUUGAAGAGGUGCUGGACAAAGACGACAUGGUUUAUAUGGAGGCAUAUGACAAGCUGUUGGAAUCGUGGCUCACCCUGGUACAGGAGGAUGAGCACUUCCCCCGGGGCUGCUUUGUCCAGCCAGCUGUGCAGGUCUUUAACUCCUACAUUCAGUGUCACCUUGCAGCACCUGAUGGAACCAGAAACCUGACUGCAAAUGGCGUUGCCUCUCACGAAGAGGAGGAGAUAAAUGAAUUGCAGGAGGAUGACCGAGAACUGUUUUCAGAUCAGUUAGCAAGUAUCGGCAUGUUGGGCCGCAUUGCAGCAGAGCACUGCAUCCCCCUACUUACAAGUUUAUUGGAGGACAGAGUUACACGCCUUCAUGGACAGCUCCAGAGACACCAACAGCACCUCAUGGCCUCGUCAGAGCCAGACUCGGUGGACCGCAAAGUUUUAGAUGACCUCUACGAAGACAUUCACUGGCUCAUAUUAGUCUCAGGCUACCUCUUGGCUGAUGACCCUCAGGGGGAGACACCAAUGAUCCCCACGGAGGUGAUGGAGUUCUCUAUAAAGCACUCCACCGAAGUGGAUAUCAAUACCACGCUUCAGAUCCUUGGCUCACCUGGGGAGAAAGCCUCGUCCAUCCCUGGAUGCAACCGGACAGACUCUGUAAUCAGAUUGUUAUCAGCAGUGUUGAGGACAUCAGAGGUGGAGUCUCGGGCGACGCGGGCAAGUCUAACAGAACUAUUGAGCCCUCAGAUGGGUAAAGACAUUGUGUGGUUUCUGCGGCGAUGGGCCAAAACAUACCUACUAGUAGAUGAGAAACUGUAUGGUCAGAUUAGUAUGCCCCUAAGCACUGCGUUUGGGGCUGACACCGAGGGGGCUCAGUGGAUUGUGGGGUAUCUUUUGGAGAAGGUGAUAAAUAAUCUCUCUGUAUGGAGCUCUGAGCCCGACCUGGCCAAUGACACAGUGGAACUGUUGGUCACACUUGUGGAAAAAAGAGAGAGAGCAAACAUCGUAGUACAAUGUGAGAACUGGUGGAGUCUGGCCAAGCAGUUUGCCAGCCGCAGUCCUCCACUGCACAUGCUGUCAAGCCCAAUCCAGCGCACGCUGAUGAAGGCGUUGGUCCUCGGAGGCUUUGCACAAAUGGACUCUGAUACUAAGCAGCAGUACUGGGCAGAGGUGCUUCAUCCACUCCAGCAGCGCUUCCUAAACCUUAUUAACCAGGAAAAUUUUGCUCAGAUCUGCCAGGAGGAGGCAGUGAAGCAGGAGAUUGUGGCAACCCUGGAAGCCCUGUGUGGCAUUGCAGAGGCUACGCAAAUAGACAAUGUGGCCUCUCUUUUCAGCUUCCUCAUGGACUUCCUGUCUAGCUGCAUUGGUUUAAUGGAGGUCUACCAGAAUUCGCCAGAAACGGUCAACCUCAUUAUCGAGGUGUUUGUUGAAGUGGCCCAUAAACAAAUCUGCUACCUGGGAGAGACAAAGUCUAUGAAACUCUAUGAGGUGUGUCUGACACUGCUGCAAGUUUACUCAAAGAAUAACCUGGGUCGCAAGAGACUCGAUGUAGCCGCAGAAGAAGACCAAUACCAGGACCUGUUGCUCAUCAUGGAGCUUCUCACCAACCUGCUUUCCAAAGAGUUCAUAGACUUUAGUGACACGGAUGAGGUGUUUCGAGGCCAAGAGCAGAGUUCAGGAGCUGGUCGCACCGUGUCUGCGGCUGAUGUGGUGCUGUUUGGGGUCAACAUCGUGCUGCCCCUUAUGUCUCAGGACCUUCUUAAGUUCCCAUCUUUAUGUAACCAGUACUAUAAGCUCAUCACGUUCAUCUGUGAGAUUUUUCCUGAGAAGAUUCCUCAGCUGCCAGAGGAACUUUUCAAGAGCUUAAUGUUCUCUCUGGAGUUGGGCAUGACUUCAAUGAGCUCAGAGAUUAGUCAGUUGUGUCUGGAAUCUCUGUCCCCGUUGGCGGAGCAGUGCGCCAAAACCCAGGAGAAAGACACCCCUUUAUUUAUUGCUACUCGGCAUUUCCUCAAGUUGGUGUUUGAUAUGCUGGUACUGCAGAAGCACAACACUGAAAUGACUGUGGCAGCUGGAGAAGCUCUCUAUACACUUGUGUGCCUGCAUCAGGCGGAGUACUCAGAGCUGGUGGAAACUCUGCUCUCCAGUCAAAGAGACGCCGUGAUUUACCAGCGCCUCGCCGACGCCUUCACCACGCUCACAGCAAGCAGCACACCUCCAACCAUGGACCGAAAGCAGAAAGUAGCCUUCCUCAAGAGCCUGGAGGAGUUUGUGGCCAACGUUGGAGGGUUGUUAUGCGUCAAAUAACCACUGUCUCCAGCAUCCUCUUCACUGUUCUGGAUGCUCCCUCAUUCCCAUCUGCCUCUCUACCAUUGAAAGAAAAGCUUUUCUUCUGAUGUCCUCUCUACCACGCCAAACUCUGGACAAUCGUAGCAGAACUGUGUUGUUGGAGAGGAGCAUCAACAUGUCUGAGGUCAUUUUAAAUGUUGCUCUUGUCCUCUCUGUUGUAGCCAGAAAGCCUGCAGAGGAAGGAUGGAAGUCAGGAAAAGCAGAGAGAAAGAAAACUCAUCAAACAUUCAUCUCAGUCCAAGUUGAUUAAUGGCAACUUUGCCAGUGAGAGGUUGUCAGAUGGGACAGAUAAAUGGUUGGGGGCAAAUUCUUCUCCCCACUCUAGAAAAAUGCUCAUUUAAUGCCUCUCCUUGAGUGCCUUUUUCGUGUCUCGGAUCCAGCUGUCUGUACAGCAAUGGGUAGAACUGUGUCUUAUUGUGGAGCCUACAUUCUCAUCACUGCGGAUGUAGGCUUCGAUUGAAUUGGUUUCUAGUUAUCAGUCCAUUUUCUGUAAGAACCUAGAUAAAUUUUCUCAUGUAUUUAAAGUACAUCCACACAAACAAGCAACCACCAGCGAGGAAAUAAGACUGCAGAUUUGCUGAGACAUAUGUAAACAUAUGUAAACCAUCUUGGUAAUAAUCAGAGUUUUAAAGACUUUCCAUAUGUUCAAACAAAUAUUGCGUUUUUGAGUCACGGCACUGAUGUGUUAAUAAUAAAAACCAUCAUCUUUCAAUUCCAAAAUGCAUUGAUGUGGCCAGCUGCUUAAUAUUAACAGUGCAGAACCUCCAAAUAAAGCUGCAUGUCCAAGUGUGAGGGACUGUUUAUCCAUAGAGACAUCAGCAGUAGCAGAUGCAGUCCCCGGUGCAAAUAAGUAAAGUUAUUUAAAAUAUACACUGGGCAGUGUAGCUAAUGGAGCAAUAGGAGAGCUAGACUAUUUUUCUCGCUGAAAUGUGGGAAGCAGUUACGGAGAGAAACCAAAUCAGUUUGUGUUCAUCGAAGAUGUACAUAUAUUUUCAAAAAGUAAAAAAAUCUAUGAUUAAAAAAAUUAAAGACUGACAUUUUAUAAGAUUGUAGAUUAUAGCCAUUGAAGCUUUUUAUGACUUCGCCUGGUGAUAAAUAAGUUAAGACUCAUUUGUAGGUUGUUGUUUUUUUUGCCAGGUCUCCCAAAUUAUAGUUGUUUUCAAAGUCAUUAUGAAAAAAUAGAUAAAGGUUUUCAGCAAAUAUGAGGUUAUUAAAUGUUUACUUUUUUAUUCUUGUAACCUCAUGGUGCAACACAAACUAGCACACAAACAUCCAAACCGUUGCUACAGCAAUAAAAUACCAAAAAUAAUUCACUUUUUUUCCUUUUCUUUUUUUUUUAAGAAAGACUCAUUUGUUCCAUUUGUUUAGAGCACUAAUCCUGUUACCUUCUCUUUUGGAAUGCCUAAAAUGUAUUGUAUAAUGUACAUAAAGUUAUUAUAUAAAUUUA
This is a messenger RNA of Clarias gariepinus (North African catfish), 4971 nucleotides long. RefSeq names its product exportin 4 (gene xpo4). Gene Ontology annotation, molecular function: nuclear export signal receptor activity. Gene Ontology annotation, biological process: protein export from nucleus. Gene Ontology annotation, cellular component: cytoplasm; nuclear pore. Bases 30 to 3482 code for a protein of 1150 amino acids. NCBI's taxonomy places the organism in Eukaryota, Metazoa, Chordata, Actinopteri, Siluriformes, Clariidae. The transcript has 23 exons. The record is from RefSeq and is a predicted model, not a curated record.